GUGACGUCGUGGGGUGGGGGAAGAGGAAAGAGGAGGGGUGAUCUAACAAACAGCUGCUGCAGCUGUAGAGAGGAAAAAGGAGAAAGACCAGGAGCAGCAGCAGCAGUGCGACCCCCGCAGCAGCUUUACCAUGAACACCUACCUCUUCAUGUAUGACCUGAUGCAAUUCUGUGGACAUUCCUGGAUAUUUACAAAUAUGAUCAUCAGGUUCAUGUCAUUUGGAAAAGAUUCACUGGCAGACACCUUUUACUCCAUAGGUCUUGUGAUGCGCCUUUGCCAGUUGUUAUCUGUAUUGGAGAUCCUACACAUCCUCAUUGGCAUUGAUAAAAGCCGUCUCUUCCCCAGGGCUUUGCAGAUCACAGAGAGAAUAAUUGUUUUAUUUGUUGUGAUCAACAGUCAGGACGAAGUUCAAGGGAAGUACAUCGUGUGCGUUUUAUUUUUUCUUUGGAAUGCAUUAGAUGUGGUCAGGUACACUUACAACAUGCUAGCAAGGAUGGGAAUAUACUACCUACCACUGACAUGGCUCAACUUCUCACUGUGCAUCCUGCUCUAUCCUCUUUCAGUUCUGGCUAAAGCAUUUGCAAUUUGUGUAUCACUGCCUUAUUUUGAAUCCUUUGGCACAUACUCCAUCAAGCUACUAUUUCCAUUUGCCUUCUCAAUCUACUUUCCCUAUAUUCUGAAAGCAUAUCUGCUAGUGCUCUUUAUAGGUAAGUAUCUCAUCUUCCAGAAAGCUGUGUCUCAACAUAACUUGGAUGCCUAUGGCAGCAACAAAAAAAAAAAAAAAAAAAAAUCAAAUCAGUAAAGAUUCUUUCACAAACACUAACUCUGCCACAUCUCCUGAAUACCACUACAGGAAGGCUCAUCACUAAGUGUUUUGAUUUCUGAUGUCAUAAAAAUACAAAACAAAAAUAUAAAAAUUGCCUUUUGUUAUAUCAAUUCCCAUUUGAUCAUACCUUCAAUCUGGGCAACCCCUCCUCACUCAUUCCUAUGAGAAGUGAUACCUAAAUGAAGACUUCUACAGCUUGCUUACUGAAAGUGGUGAAAAAAGAGCCACCCUAAAACCUGCAUGUAAAUAGACCCCUCCUCAACAAACUGCUUUUGAAAAUUUUGAACUGAAUUUGGCUGCAUUACAGCCAUGUCUUCAUUCUGUCAUUGGCUUUAAGACCAAUUUGAAGGAUCUUGUCUUUGUGAAGACUGCUCUCUGUUCCUAAAUUCAUUUAAGGAACUAUGCAAGUUGCCAGAUGAAGGCUUAUACUGUUCCUCCUGCAUUAAUUGAAGACACUUUGGACUCUACUCCUAGUUCUUACAAUGUUUUGUGUUUUGAUUCAGGUAUGUGCUUUAUCAUCCAGAACCUCUUCUCUGAAAGGAAGGCACACCUAGGGACAGGCAACAUCAAAAAGAAAAGAAGCUAAGUUGAUCUAUUGUUUGGAAAUAAGAAGUAUAUUCCCAGUGGGCUGCUGUGUAUCAUAGAUUAAAAAGAAGUUAGGCAAAGAUUUCAGAUGCAAAACUCCUGUCUGCAUGUUCAUCAACUUGUUACUGAACAAGCAUAGAAUAUUCAGAAAAGGCAUCUCUCUUUAAGGCACCUCAGAAAUAGAACAUCUCAAAAUAAUGAGUUGUUUUUUAGAGUUUGGUUUCAAAUGCAGGAAAUGCUUUUGAAUGGAUAUAUAAAACGAAUAUAUUUUUUCUAACGUAUCAGAGAACUCUGAAAAAGACUAAAGAGCAUCUCCACUCACAAUCACACUAACAACCCCAACGCUGGUGUUAGCUCUUGCCUCGUUAGCAACAGAUAUUCUGUAAUGACCAUACCAUUUAAUCUGUAAGAUUAUUUUAUAUUC
Molecule: messenger RNA, 1835 nt
Organism: Pezoporus occidentalis (night parrot)
Lineage: Eukaryota; Metazoa; Chordata; Aves; Psittaciformes; Psittacidae
Gene: HACD4
Product: 3-hydroxyacyl-CoA dehydratase 4
Exons: 6
Coding region: 131-802 (223 amino acids)
Biological process (GO): very long-chain fatty acid biosynthetic process; sphingolipid biosynthetic process; fatty acid elongation
Cellular component (GO): endoplasmic reticulum membrane
Molecular function (GO): 3-hydroxyacyl-CoA dehydratase activity
Source: RefSeq, a predicted model, not a curated record